AUGGAGGUUUCCUGGUGGUGGCUGGAGCACUCAAGAUGGAGAGACCCACCACUCACAGCUGCUGCCCACUUCGUUGCUGGACGACGUGCGGACCUGGACACUGUCCUUCAAGUGUGGGAACAGUAUACACUCGAGAGCAACCAUCUCUGUACUGAAUCAUAUAAUAUUGUUAUGGCUCUCUAUGCUCAAAUGGGUAAGGACUCGCAGGCUGUACGAGUUUUUCAGGGGAUGAUUGAUGAAGGGUCUCUGCCGAAUUGCAGGAGCUUCACUAUAAUAAUCGAGCACCUUGUGAAAUCUCGGAAGUUAUCGGAAGCAAUGGAGGUUUUUAAUCUGUUGCCUUUGAGGAGGGUCAAACGCACUUUGAAGCAGUUCUCGGUUCUGCUAGAGGGUUUUGAAGGUAGCAAAUGGUUUGAUGAAGUGAAAAUUUUAGUUGAUGAAAUGCAGGUUGAUGGAAUACUUCCUAGUAGAGGCGUGAGUUUGUUGCUGCAGCAGAUGAAAGAGGAAGGAAUUCUUGAAGACAAUGAGCAAUUACUGCGAGGAAUUUUUCCAGAUGAGAGAAUCAGGAGUGUAAGUUAUUCUGUUGAUGGUGGUGACGGGGAUGAUGAUGAGAAUGAGAAUAAGGUUGAAGACGAGAAUAUAAAUGAUGCUAGUCAAUGUGAUCUUGUUGAUGGAGUUCAUUUAAAACCAUGGCUGGACCCACGGGCUUUGGCAAGUGCCUUACGGAAUUGGAGUCCUGAUGAGGUAGCAGCACUAGAGGGUGCAAACUUUGUGUGGACAACAGGGUUGGUCUGCAGGAUGCUUAGAAAUUUCAAAACACCAGAAGCUGCAUGGAGUUUCUUCUGCUGGGUUGCUAAUCAAAGUGGAUUUACUCAUGACAUAUACACCGUACAAAGAAUCAAGACCCUACUGGCACGACAUGAACGUACUGACUUGGUUAAUACACUCAUCUCCAAGAUCAGAAUGGAGGGAAUGAGACUACCAUUCAGCACCAUCAGGCUGAUCAUUGACUUUUAUGGGAUUUCAAAAAAUGCUGAUGCUGCUAAGAAGGUUUUAAAUGACGACCGAAUACUUUGCGGUCCCAUAUCAAAUGUAAACCUGAUGCUUCUGUAUUCGUCUGUUCUAAGAACAUUGACUAAGUGUGGAAGAAACUCCGAUGCCUUGGAUAUGCUUGAUGACAUGAUUUUAAAUGGUAUUUGCCCAGAUAUCCAGACAUUUUCAGGCCUAAUGCUAUACUUUUCACAGCUUGGGGACAUAAAAACAGUACCAAAGCUCUUUGCAAUGAUUAGGCAGAGUGGUCUUGAGCCUGAUGCUUAUUUAUUUAAGGUAUUAAUCCAAGGUUAUUGCAAGUCAAAUAGAGCUGCACUAGCAUGGAGGCUCUUUGAAGAUGUAAGGCGCGUACGUUCAAAUUGGUGA
Molecule: messenger RNA, 1413 nt
Organism: Vigna umbellata (rice bean)
Lineage: Eukaryota; Viridiplantae; Streptophyta; Magnoliopsida; Fabales; Fabaceae
Source: RefSeq, a predicted model, not a curated record